Mesorhabditis belari is the source of this 1335-nucleotide messenger RNA. The record is from the annotation of a GenBank genome assembly. Lineage: Eukaryota; Metazoa; Nematoda; Chromadorea; Rhabditida; Rhabditidae.
AUGCUGUUGCUUUUUGGUGUAAUCGGGGCGUGUUUGAUGACGGCUCCACCUGUCUAUGGCCAUUACAAUGAAACCUCAUUGAUACUGCGUGAUAUUUUUGCCGAUUAUGAUAAGAGAGUGAUUCCAUUCACUCAUGGACCGGUGAUGGUCAAUAUGACGAUCGUGCUAGGGAUUCUCAUUGAGUUGAGAGAAAACGAGCAAAUUGCCGCCUAUGUGAUCUCCCAUACACAAAGAUGGUAUGAUAAGAGACUCGCUUGGAAUCCAACCAAGUAUCGAGGUCAAAAGGAAGUGAUCGUCCCACAAAGUAUGGUCUGGUUACCGAAGCUUUUUGUCUACAACAGUCUUGAGACGAACGAGAUGCUGACUCCAAAUCGUGCCGACGUUCGACUCUAUCACACUGGUGCCAUCAAGCUGAAUAUGCCUGAGAAAUUGUCAUGUAUUUGCCGAAUUGAAACUGAAAUGUUCCCUUUCGAUUCUCAAUUUUGUGCUGUUGCAUUGGCUUCUCCAUUGCUGAAUAUUGAGGAAAUGGUCGUUCAAGCUUUUUCACCACCAAAAGAUUCAUACUUUACGGGUAACACAGAAUGGCAUCUUUUCAACAUCACUGUUCGACAUAUGGAAUUCUUAGAAGAGGGAGAAUAUCGGGUUGAGAUUCACUACAUUUUCCACUUACAACGUCGCCCGAUCUAUUACUUGACAGUGAUCGUCGCUCCGACUUUUCUCAUCUCAGCUCUUUCGAUUCUCGGAAUUUUCUCACCAGGUUCAUCGGAUGGACCAAGAAAUGAAAAGGUUUCACUUGGUUUGGGAAGUCUUCUCGCGAUGACUGUUCUCCUUGGAAUUGUGGCAGGAGCAAUGCCGAAAAGUAAUGCCAUCCCAUUGUUGGGGUACUACAUCUUGAUUGUGAUUUGUUUGUGUGCGGUUGGUGUGUCGAUCUCGAUGACUUUCCUCGCAAUCGCCAAGCAAUAUAUCCAAAGAAAUGAAACUCCAUCUCGAAACAUGCUUCGUCUUUUUUUGAUGAACCCCGAUCGAAAAAGGAGAUCAACUGUUUAUCGGACUUCAUUUUAUCGACCAGAUUUCAUUUCUUUAGACAAAAUGAAAUCUCCCGAGCUUUUCGCUAUUUACGCGGUUUUGGAGGAGAUCGCCGAGACACAGCGCUCAUUUAGAAGAAAGCAAGAGCAAAAGAUGAAUAGGAAAAUGGUUGAGCAUGAAUGGUCUCGGGUUUUCGGUCGUUUCGAUCACUUUUUCCUCUUCGUUUUUGAGGUCCUCAAUCUGGCAGCCCUUGCCGUUUUCCUUCGCGUCGCCUGGUUCCCCACUCCCGAACUUCGAACCCAAGUUGUU